Molecule: messenger RNA, 4006 nt
Organism: Monomorium pharaonis (pharaoh ant)
Lineage: Eukaryota; Metazoa; Arthropoda; Insecta; Hymenoptera; Formicidae
Gene: fax
Product: failed axon connections
Exons: 4
Coding region: 302-1489 (395 amino acids)
Cellular component (GO): cytoplasm
Source: RefSeq, a predicted model, not a curated record
GCGGCGCGGCGGCGAGAAGGAAGGAACCGGCCGGCGAGCAGAAAGAGGCGACGAGUGCUUGGCGUACGGUUUGUGUAGUGCGCGCUACCGUCGAGUUAGGUUCGAGAGAGCGGAGAUAGACCGAGAGCGGAGUGUGUAUCGCGCGAUCGAGCGAGGCGGCUUCUUCGGAGAUUUACGCCGAUCUUUGGCAAAAAGGAAAGCCAAGGCGACUUUAGGCGGACAACGGGCAACGUGUGAGAAAGAGAGAGAGAGAGAGAAUACGCUUUCGUAAAGGAGACGCUUCAGCGGCCGACGAGAGAAUAUGACGAUGGCAACCGAGACGGAGAACAACGGGCCCGAGAGCAAGGAGAUCAAGGACGUGAAGGAGAUGAAGGAGGCGCUUAAGGACGACGCGCCGCCGGACAACAAGCAGGAGGAGAAGGACGCGGCGGCGAAGAAGGACGACGACGCCACCGUGGCCGCCGCGGCCGGCGGCGGCGCGACCGCGGCGUCGGCGAAGGCCAGCACCGUGCACCACCCCGACUACGAGAAGGACGUUGUUUAUCUGUAUCAGUUCCCGCGGACGCCGCUCCUGCCGUCUCUCUCCCCGUACGGUCUCAAGGUGGAGACGUGGCUGCGGUUGAACGGCAUCAAGUACGAGAAUGUUGAUCACAAGAUGAAAUUCCGCUCCAAGAAGGGCCAGCUGCCGUUUGUCGAACUGAAUGGCGAGGAGAUUGCAGACAGCACCAUUAUCCUACGAGAAUUGAGCCAGAAGUUUGGCAAGGAUUUGGACGCCGGUCUCACAUCCGAGCAACGAAGUGUCUCCCACGCCAUGAUAUCGAUGAUCGAGAACCAUCUCGUCUGGGUUGUCGCGUGCUGGCGCACAAAGAACCUAGAUCAGGUGCUGAAGGGCUACAAAGUGAAUCUGCAGCUUGCCCUAGGAUCACGUAUCCCGAACGUUAUUUUGAACUUCUUCUUCAAGCUCACGUUUGGACGCAAGUUGGAUUGGUUGCAGGGCGCGAGGAAAGUGAAGGCUCAGGGAAUGGGUGUGCACAGUCCGGAGGAAGUGUCCCAAUUCGGUUGCACCGAUCUCAAAGUUCUCUCGGACACGCUUGCCGACAAGCCCUUCUUCUUCGGAGACGAACCGACUACCAUGGACGUGGUAGCAUUCGCGCAUCUCGCUCAAAUCCUGUACAUCGACAAGGACACGCCGUAUAGCCUGCGAGACUACAUGGCCGAGAACUGUCCCAACUUGGUUGGGCAUUGCUCACGCGUUAAAGAACGAUGUUUCCCGGAUUGGGACGAGAUCUGCUCCAGCUUGGACAUGAACACGCAUCUGCCGAAGCCCGAGAAACGAGAGGAGAAAGAAGGCAAAGAAGAAGCGAAGGAAUCCAAAGAGUCGAAGGAAGAGAAAGAGGGCGACAAGGAGAAGGCGGACAAGGAGGAGAAGGAAGUCGAGAAGGACAAAGAAGUUGAUGAAAACAAAGAAAAAGAGAAGGACAGCAAAUAAGCGGUCUCUCGUUGUAAAGGGAAGUAAUAAGUCGUUUCAAGGAUUUUAAAGCGAAGAGUCGCGAAGGUGUAUCGGCGAAUGAAUAAAGAUAGAGAGGAAGAGAGAGAGAGAGAGGGAUAGUUGUCGGUAAAAGUAUAUGCGUGUGUAUGCGUGUGUAUGCGUGUGCGUGGUUGCAUGAAUGUGAACGGGGACGAGGAUGAUGUAGAGAAAGCACAUACAGAAUGGUGGCGAUGGAAGGGAGUUGCCGGAAGUGAGAGAUUGUGUGUUGGAAGAGAAAGGGAGAAAGAAAGAGGUAGAGAAAGAACGAAAGAGAGGGAGAGAAAGAAAGAAGGAAAAUGUGUACAUGUGUGCGUGCGUGUAAGAGAGAAAGCAAAAAAGAGAGAUGAGGUUUGGAACUAGAGCUCUCUACUUAUACGUAUAGAUAUUAAUAGACUCAUGUAUAAUGUUAAUACUUCGUUUAUAUACGUUCAAUGCGCAUCACACGUUACUUCACAUUGACACACUCGAAACACACACGACCGGAAUGACUAUUCUCUAACCCACACGCCCUUUCUCUGCUCUGCUAAGGACAAAGGAAGAAAAAAACGGGGCUAUCUCAUAAGUCAUUAGAAACGUAGGAUUGCAAUAUACGAACUGCAAUAGUCUGACGCAGCUGGGGUCUUUGUCGACAGUGGCCAAAUGCAAUAUAGCGUUAUGCUAUAAGAUAGAAGUAGUUACGGGAGAAGAGGAAGAGAAGAAGAAGCGAGGGUAGGGCGGCGCGCGAGUGUCGGUAUGCAUACCGAUCUCUCCGCUUUCUAAGGCGAAUAGCGUCUCCUACUUCGCUUCUCUUAAUGAUCCUUGCUGUGCAUAAGUUACCUUGCGUCCUGCGCGCAACGUAACGCAAUCUUUUCUUUAAUUUAGUUCAUAUUAUAAUUUUCUUUUUAAUACGUUCACACGUGUAUCGCGCGUUUUAUUUUUACCUUCAUAUAUCGUGUUAAAUGAGGUUUCUAAAAGAUUUUGUAUGACGAGAGAUUUUUUACGACGUAUCAUUGAGAGAAAUUGUCUAUUUUAAAACCAUCUGAGGAAGCACCGUUGCGUCCUGUAGCCGGUUCAUCGACGCGAUCCGAGAUUUUUUCAUCAUUACAGUAACAUUAAUGCUAACGUUAAUAUUAAAGUAACGAUAAUAUUAAUAAGAAUGUGACAACAAUAAUAAUAUUAAUACUAACUGUAAUAAUGAUAGGAGGAAGGGAAUCCGAUGUCCACAUGUGAAAACAAGUGUUAGAUCAUCGAUUGACUGAAUUACUUCUCUCUCUUUUUCUCUCUCUCUUUCUCUCUCUUUCUCUCGCGCGUUCUUUCAACAAUCGAAUCGAGAGUCGAGUCACGCCAAUUGACCAGCUAGCAACGGACGUCCUCAGACAGCCUAAUGUAGAAUGCAAAUCGAAUUGGAUAGGCCGUACGGAAAAGUAGUUCGAUCCGUUCUUCCGCCUGGCCGCAAAUUCCGUUUGCAUUUCAGCAUCAUCUCCAAGCGCGUGCAAUCAAAUUUUUAUUUUAAUGACGAAGCUCAUUCCUAUAUCUUUUGUACGGACUAUGCGAUACUUUUGCAGUCGUUUCUGAUCACUUUUUAGACGAAUGGGUAAGGAACCCGCGAUAAGCGAUGGACGGCACAUAUUAUCUAUUAUUUGUAUAUUAUAGUAUAUAUAUAUUAUAUAUAUGUAUUACGUAGACGCGCGCGAAUGCAGUCGGACUUAGAUACGCGAGGAAGAUGCCAUUCGUGUAUAGCAGAGUCGUAAUAUUUCGUCCCCUUAUCCACCCAUUCCUUGCUCUCUCCAAGCUCUUGUUUAUUUUUCUUUUUACUUUCUUUUAGCGAAGAGGCACAGAUUAUGUUUUGAUCUCUUUUCUCUUGGUACUCAAAACGCUGUGCUGCCCACGUAUUUUAUUGAUACGAUUUUUCGGACGUGUUAAGAAAAAAAUUUACCUUGCGUAAUACAAAGUGUCUUUCACGCAUCGAAAAUCGACAAUUUGAUGUAUAACGGGAAUUGAAGUUUUUUCUACGAACUGCGUAACAGCUGCGUAGUUUUUCUACGGCAGCUGGACAUAUUCCACAAGAAGACACGAGAUAUAUUACAUUUAAGUAGCUUACUAUAUUAUUGAUAACGAUUAUAUAUAUAUAUACAUAUAUAUAUAUAUAUGAUCACGUAAAGGAAAAAUGGAAAAAAAAGAUUAGUGGAUGAUGCUGUUUAUACUUAGGACGGCGCAUAUGGUUUCACCUGUGGUUACAUAUUACGUGCGAGUAAAUAAUAUAAAUUAGAGAAUGGAAGAAUCAUUUGGACAAGAGAGACCAUAACGUUGUGCAAGCACAGUAGGUAGGCCCACUCAAUACAGUAAGAUUAUUAUAAGAGGAAUAUUAAUAAUUAUUAUAAUAUGACUGCUCGUUUUAUGCUCGGCGCUAUACAUUUCAUUGUCAUUAUUAUAUCACCAUUUAUUAACGAUAUACAUACGAACAAAUAAAAUGUGUUUAUAAAUAUAAAGCGAACUUUA